Messenger RNA from Aricia agestis (brown argus), 3849 nucleotides. RefSeq names its product xanthine dehydrogenase-like. NCBI's taxonomy places the organism in Eukaryota, Metazoa, Arthropoda, Insecta, Lepidoptera, Lycaenidae. Gene Ontology annotation, molecular function: iron ion binding; oxidoreductase activity; FAD binding. The record is from RefSeq and is a predicted model, not a curated record.
AUGGCGCAAGUGGUUUUUAAGGUGAACGGGAAAACCCACCAAGUGGACGGGAAGUUCGGUCCCGACUACACCCUGAACGAGUAUGUGCGAGUCCAGAUGGACCUUCGAGGCACCAAGACCAUGUGCUUUGAAGGUGGCUGCGGCGCCUGCAUCGUGUCUGUCAAGGCGAGUCUACCACCCACAUACGAGAUGAGGACAUUCGCUUGUUUGGUAUCCUUGCUGUCUUGUCAUGGGUGGGAAAUCACGACGAUUAAGGGUAUAGGAAACCAGAAGAAAGGGUACCAUGAGAUCCAGAAGAGGCUGGCCAUGUUUCAUGGCUCCCAGUGUGGGUUCUGCUCACCAGGAUUUGUUCUAAACAUGUACAGUUUAUACAAAGCAAGAAAUCAGCACGUUUCAUCAGUUGAAGUUGAGAAUUCUUUUGGAAGUAAUCUCUGUAGAUGUACCGGGUAUAGACCAAUAUUGGAUGCUUUUAAAUCAUUAGCGUAUGAUGCUGACGAAAAACUACAUAAAGACCUGUAUGAUGUAGAAGACCUAGGAAAGAUUAAAUGUAAAAGUUUGUGUCCUAAGCAGUGUGGUAAUAAUGACUGCCAAGAAAACACUAACACCACUGAAACAAAUAAGAUUGUAACAAAUGAAGAAGAUGUGGAUAGCUCUUGGUGCCUCAUUCAGAAAGACGAUAGCAAAAUGUUAGUAGUUGAUUGCGGAAAAUAUAAAUGGUACAAAGUGUUCACAUUGGACGAGUUAUUCGAUUGUAUAAAAAAGGGAGAAUAUAAGUUAAUAGCUGGUAAUACUGGGCAAGGUGUAUAUCAUAUCAAAGAUUACCCUCCAAAUGUAAUAGAUAUAUCAAGUGUCAGUGAACUAAAGGGAUAUGUUAUUGAUAUAAACUUAGUUCUGGGUGCAGGAAUGACUUUGACGGAAUUGUUGGAAGUUUUUGAUAAAGUUUCCGUUCAAAACGAAGAAUUUGUUUAUUUGAAAGAACUGAAAGAACACCUAGAUUUGGUGGCUCAUGUAGCUGUAAGAAACAUUGGAACUAUUGCUGGCAACUUGUUUCUAAAACAUACGAACAACGAAUUUUCGUCCGAUUUAUUUGUCAUGUUCUGCACUGUUGGUGCAAUGAUAACUAUAGCCGAGGAUGCAAGCAAAAGUAAAACAAUGUUCAUGGAUGAAUUCUUAAAAUAUGACAUGAUGUAUAAAGUAAUAAAGAAUGUGUUAUUACCACCACUUUCACACUGCUGUUUAGUUAAAACAUACAAGGUAAUGCCACGAGCUCAAAACGCCCAUGCUGUUGUAAACGCUGGCUUCCUUUUUAAGUUUCAUCGCAACUCACCACUUCUUGAAAGUAUGAACAUAGUUUAUGGAGGAAUUGCAAGAAAUGUUGUUCAUGCAACAAAAACAGAAGGCAUAUUGGUUGGUCAAGACCCAUUUACUAACAAAACAUUACAAAAUGCUUUAAAAUGUCUAUAUGAGGAAGUCAAACCUGAAGAAAGUUCCGGCGAGCCUUCUGCUGCAUACAGGAAAAUGCUUGCUGUUUCACUUUUCUAUAAGGCAAUUUUAUAUUUAUGUCCAAGAGAUAAAGUAAACGAAGAAUACAAGUCAGGUGGAAAUAUUUCUAAAAGAAAAUUGUCAAAGGGAGUUCAAGUUUUUGAUUCUGAUAAGACUGUGUGGCCAUUAAACCAACCUGUGCAAAAGGUAGAUGCUCUAGUUCAAUGUGCCGGGGAAGCUUUAUUUUCCAAUGAUAUUAAUACUUACGUAAAUGAUCUAUUUGCUGCAUUCGUAACAGCUGAUGCAGUGCCUGGUAGUGUCAUCGGCGAUUUCGAUACAACAGAAGCAAUGAAACUUCCAGGAGUGUUAAGUUUCUAUACUUUCAAAGAUAUACCGGGUGACAACAAUUUUACCCCUAAAAAGGCGGGUAUAAUGAGUGACAAUGAAGAAAUAUUAUGUUCAGGAAAAGUCCGAUAUUUUGGUCAGCCAGCUUGUAUUAUUGUUGCUAAGCGUCAAAACAUAGCCACUUUAGCUGCUAAACUGAUCAAAAUAACUUAUUCCUCUACUAGCACAAACAAACCACUGUUGACUAUCGAUGACGUACUAAAAUCAGGGCAAAAAGAAAGGAUUGUUAAUGAUAAAAUAGUAAUACCAACUGAAAUAGGAAAAGAUGCAGCUCAUGAACUCAAAGGAGAAUUUAAAAUGAAAGGUCAAUACCAUUUUCACAUGGAACCACAAACAUGUACAGUGUCGUUAUCAGAGGAUGGUUUAGAAGUUCAAUCUGCAUCGCAAUGGAUAGACUUAGUGCACAUUGCUGUUGCUCAGUGCCUGAAGCUACCAAUGAAUAAGAUAAAAGUCAUAGUGAGCAGAGUAGGUGGAGGCUAUGGAGCCAAAAUAUCGCGUCCACCCCAAGUAGCUUGUGCAGCAGCAUUAGUUACAUUUUUGAUGCGGAAGACCUGUCGUUUUAUUUUACCAUUAGAAACGAACAUGAAGUCAAUUGGCAAAAGAUUGCCAACCAAUUGCGAUUUUGAAGUAGGUGUUAACAAAGAAGGCGUAAUACAAUAUUUAAAAAAUACAUUUUAUCAAGACUGUGGUUAUUCGUUCAAUGAAACUAUAACCCCGUUAACUACAGAAUUCCUUAAAAGUUGCUAUGAUUCUAAAAAGUGGAAAAUUGUUGACGGCGUCGCUACUGAUACAGCUUCUAAUACAUGGUGCAGAAGUCCAGGAUCAGCAGAAGGAAUUGCAAUGAUUGAAAAUAUCAUGGAAUUUAUCUCAUUCAAAACCAAAAAAGACCCAAUACAAAUACGAAUGGCAAAUUUGGCAAAUGAUAGUCCUAUACCUAAAAUGAUUCAACAGCUAAAACAUGAUUCACAAUAUGAUACAAGAAUGCAGCAAAUAAUUGACUAUAAUAAACAAAACAGGUGGAGGAAAAAAGCAUUGAAAAUACUACCAAUGAAGUUUGACAUCACUUACUUUGGGAAUUUCAAUGCAAUCGUAUCUGUCUAUCAUGGUGAUUUCACCGUUACCGUCAUACAUGGGGGUAUAGAAAUGGGACAAGGAAUUAACACAAAAGUAGCUCAAGUCGCCGCACAUAUACUGGGAGUACCAUUCGACAAGGUAGCUGUUAACAUUAGAGCUACUUCGUAUACUUCUCCAAACGCAAUGAUCACGGGAGGUAGCAUUGGUAGUGAAUGUACAGUGUUCGCAACGGUGAAAGCCUGUGAAAUACUAUCAGAAAGGCUUCUAUCGUACAAGCAAAAAGGAAAGUCCACGUGGGAGGAAGUAAUAACUGAAGCACACAAAGACGGAGUCGAUCUGCAAGCUUCGUAUAUGUAUUCAGCACAGAAAGAUAAUGUAAAACCGUAUGGAGUCUACGCUGCCUGUGCUUUGGAACUUGAACUGGAUAUACUAACGGGGAAUCAUGAAAUACUAAGAGUAGAUAUUUUAGAAGACGCAGGAAGAAGUUUGAGUCCAAAAAUAGACAUAGGACAGAUUGAAGGUGCUUUUGUCAUGGGCCUGGGCUACUGGACGUCUGAGAACUUGAUCUACGAGGAAUCAACCGGUAAACUGCUCACGGAUCGGACCUGGACAUACAAACCUCCAGGCAUCAAGGACAUACCAGCUGACAUGCGAAUAUACUUCAGCAGGAACACACCAAAUCAAUAUGGCGUCCUUCAAUCGAAAGCAACCGGGGAGCCAGCACUCUGUUUGGCCACGGUAGUUAUCCACGCGCUGCGGGAGGCGGUACGCGCUGCCAGACUGGACAUGGGCUAUAAUGAUGACUGGAUACAGAUCGAAAACCCCUGCACCGUCGAAAACAUAUUCAACUCUGUUGGCCAUAAAAUUGAACACUUUCUAUUGAAUUAA